Molecule: messenger RNA, 7049 nt
Organism: Mustela lutreola (European mink)
Lineage: Eukaryota; Metazoa; Chordata; Mammalia; Carnivora; Mustelidae
Gene: ATXN7
Product: ataxin 7
Exons: 13
Coding region: 274-2934 (886 amino acids)
Source: RefSeq, a predicted model, not a curated record
CGCUCCCCACACUGCCCGGGGGCGGCCGCGGCCGGCGCGUGUGGGGGGCGAGGCCAGCGGGCGGCGGCGGCCCCGGCUGCAGCCCGGGCCCCCGCCGCCCCCCCUGCCGCCCCCGCCCGGCCCACGCCCAGAGGCCGCCCCGGAGGCCGCAGCCAGCCGCCAGAUCUAAACAGAAUUAAGAAGAAAGAGCUUCCACAAUCACAGCAGAUGAAGAUCCACUGGUGAAUCAAUCAGAAUUUUUGGCCUGCCCUCCAAAGAAAAGGAGCGGAAAGAAUGUCGGAGCGGGCCGUGGAUGACGUCAGGGGGGAGCCGCGCCGAGCGGCGGCGGCAGCGGGCGGAGCGGUGGCGGCGGCCGCCCGGCAGCAGCAGCAACAGCAGCAGCAGCAGCCUCCGCAGCCCCAGCGGCAGCCGCCGCCGCCGCCGCGGCGCCUCCGGCCGGAGGACGGCGGCCCCGGCGCCGCCUCCACCUCGACCGCUGCCGCAAUGGCGACCGUCGGGGAGCGCAGGCCCCUGCCCAGUCCAGAAGCGAUGCUGGGACAGUCGUGGAAUCUGUGGGUCGAGGCUUCCAAACUUCCUGGGAAGGACGGGACGGAAUUGGACGAAAGUUUCAAGGAGUUUGGGAAAAACCGCGAAGUCAUGGGGCUCUGUCGCGAAGACAUGCCAAUAUUUGGUCUGUGUCCAGCCCACGAUGAUUUCUACUUGGUGGUGUGUAACGACUGUAAUCAGGUUGUCAAACCGCAGGCAUUUCAAUCACAUUACGAAAGAAGACAUAGCUCAUCCAGCAAGCCUUCUUUGGCUGUUCCUCCCAGUUCAGUAUUUUCCUUCUUCCCUUCUCUGUCCAAAAGCAAAGGUGGCAGUGGAAGUGGAAGCAGCCGUUCUUCCAGUGGAGGUGUUCUAAGCACAUCCUCAUUAAGUUCCAAGUUGCUGAAAUCACCCAAAGAGAAGUUCCAGCUCAGGGGGAACACCAGGCCAAUGCAUCCCAUUCAGCAAAGUAGAGUCCCCCAUGGUAGAAUCAUGACACCCUCUGUCAAAGUGGAAAAGAUUCAUCCAAAGAUGGAUGGCACACUACUGAAAUCUGCGGUGGGGCCCACCUGUCCUGCUACUGUGAGUUCCUCAGUCAAGCCUGGCCUUAACUGCUCCUCAAUACCAAAGCCAACCUUGCCUUCACCUGGACAGAUUCUGAAUGGCAAAGGGCUUCCUGCACCAUCCACUCUGGAAAAGAAGUCUGAAGAUAAUUCUAAUAACAGGAAAUUUUUAAAUAAGAGAUUAUCAGAAAGAGAGUUUGACCCUGACAUCCACUGUGGGGUCAUCGACCUCGACACCAAGAAGCCCUGCACCCGGUCUUUGACAUGCAAGACACAUUCCUUAACUCAGCGGAGGGCUGUCCAGGGUAGAAGAAAACGAUUUGAUGUGUUAUUAGCCGAGCACAAAAACAAAACCAGGGAAAAGGAAUCGAUUCGCCAUCCGGACUCUCAGCAACCAACGCAGCCUCUCAGGGACCCGCAGCCCACCCCUCCCAGACCUUCCCAGGAGCCACACCAAAACUCUCACGGAGUGAUUCCUUCUGAAUCAAAGCCUUUCGUAGCUAGUAAACCUAAACCUCACACCCCCAGUCUUCCAAGGCCUCCAGGCUGCCCUGCUCAGCAAGGUGGGAGUGCCCCCAUUGACCCUCCUCCAGUCCAUGAAUCUCCACACCCUCCCCUGCCUGCCACUGAGCCAGCUUCUCGAUUAUCCAGUGAGGAGGGAGAAGGCGAUGACAAAGAAGAGUCUGUUGACAAACUGGACUGUCAUUAUUCAGGUCAUCAUCCUCAGCCAGCAUCUUUUUGCACAUUCGGGAGCCGGCAGAUUGGAAGAGGCUAUUACGUGUUUGACUCCAGGUGGAACCGGCUUCGCUGCGCCCUCAACCUCAUGGUGGAGAAGCAUCUGAAUGCGCAGCUGUGGAAGAAAAUCCCGCCGGUGCCCAGCACCACACCCCCCGUCUCCACACGUGUUCCUCAUCGGACAAACUCUGUGCCGACGUCACAGUGUGGGGUCAGCUAUCUGGCGGGAGCCACUGUGUCGGCCUCCCCGGUCCUGCUCUCGUCCACCUGCAUCUCCCCGAACAGCAAAUCGGUACCAGCUCAUGGCACCACACUAAAUGCGCAGCCCGCCGCCUCUGGGGCAAUGGAUCCCGUGUGCAGUAUGCAACCCAGACAAGUGUCCUCUUCCUCCUCGUCCCCCUCCACGCCCUCAAGCCUGUCCUCGGUGCCCUCGUCCCCUAUGUCCAGGAAACCUCAGAAGUUGAAAUCCAGCAAGUCUUUAAGGCCCAAGGAGCCUUCUGGUAACAGCGCUAACUGUCACAACGCCAGUAGCAGUACCAGCGGUGGCUCAGGAAAGAAACGCAAAAACAGUUCCCCACUGUUAGUUCACUCUUCCUCCUCCUCCUCCUCCUCUUCUUCUCAUUCCAUGGAAUCUUUUCGGAAAAACUGUGUGGCGCCCUCUGGGACUCCCUACCCCUCCACGGUAACAUCUUCCCACGGCGUGGGCCUCAACUGUGUGGUAAAUAAGGCGAACUCGGUGAGUGUCCGGCACGAGCAGUCAGGGAGGGGCCCCCCGGGGGGGAGCCCUGCCGAAUCCAUCAAGAGGAUGAGUGUGAUGGUGAACAGCGGUGACUCCACGCUUUCUCUUGGCCCAUUCAUUCACCAGUCCAGCGAGCUGCCUGUCAACUCCCAUGGCAGCUACUCACACUCUCACACUCCUCUCGAUAGACUGAUCGGAAAGAAAAGAAAGUGCUCGCCCGGCUCCAGCAGCGUCAACAACAGCAGCAGCAAACCCACAAAGGUUGCCAAAUUGCCAGCCAUGAACAACGUCCACAUGAAACACGCGGGCACCAGCCCAGGGGCACAAGGACUGACGAACAGUUCCCUCCUUCAUCAGCCAAAGGCACGUCCCUGACAGCUGAAAAUAGCGCGGGGAGGAAUAAUCUGGACACUUUUGACGACAAGUUACACCUCCACUCAGCACUAUGGACUCCACGAUGCCUUUGAGUCUGUUUUCCCAACCUCCUGUGGGCCUCUGCCGGGCUGUUGUUGUAACAAGGAUUCCCCUGAAGCUCUGUCUGUAGCAGUGAGUACUUGUAAAGGACACUGGAUCAAGUUCAGCCACCGAGUUGCUUCUGUCAGUGUUAAAGUGGCCUGGACUGCUUGCUACCCAUCUGUGAGAAGCUGUUGCUUUGUUUUUUAACUUGCAGUAAAUCAUGGAGCCACUCUUUGAGUAGAUUGGCUGGGCGAAAGAAUGUCUUGGCAAGAGCAUUACUGUAGACUUUCCUCCCUUCUAACCCCUUCCUGUCCCAGUUCUUUUUUUACACUGUCUUCUGUACGUCACCCUCCAGCAGUUAGGUGCCCUGUCUGGAGACAACGUUCCAGAGGAGAGCAGAGCUGCGCCCUGAGCAACCCUCCAGAGAAGGGAUGUGCUGUUAGGGUUUUAUAGCAAUGUUCCAGGCAUGGAAUAUGGACAUGAGCGCAAGGCACCGUGACAAAAUAGCCUGUAUUUCCCCCAGCCUUUUGCAAGUAAUUUGGAGUAAGAAGCUGUCAAAGGUUUCUAACUUACAAACUGGUUUAAAGCCAUCGACGCCCAGAGAGCAAGUAUACCACAUUUUAGAGGCUUACUUUUCAUGGUACAAAAGCAAUUCUAUGUAAUUUCUUUCCUUCUUUCUUUUCUUUUUUUCUUAAGAAAAUGUAAAUGCAAAUUAGUUUUGAUAAUGGAAAGCCAAAUUUUGGUAGGGGGAUGGGGUGGGUAGAUAAAAUCACUAUGGAGGGCAUGUUUUCCCAAGAUUUCCAAAGAGAUGGAAUUUUUUAUCCUUUAAGUUUUCAUGUUAUUCAGAAAGGCAGAUUGGGUUGGUUGCCCUGCCCAGUCUCCUGGUUUUAAAAACUUGCCUUUGUUAAGUGAAAUGAUUAGGAUACAGCAGAAACUGUUCCUCACCGAGUCAUUAAUAUAUUAAAUGUUUCCAGGGCAUCGUGCGCAUUACCCUCAGUCUCUGUGGCGACUGGCCUGGGACUCCGUGUACAUUUCUGCUUUGAGCACUCCCCCUUUUGUGUGUGUCUCUUCCUCUCCGUAGGUUCAUCUGGAUGCCUUUGGGUAGGGAGCAGGCACCCAGGGAGGGGAGCAGGCAUAUGUGUACACAUGUCCAGGCCAAGGUGAUGGGAUGCACACACUUUCCUGCAAACCCUUCUUUCUGGUGAUUACUACCAGCCAUCUUCCAGAGAGAGUUUGGAGUCCCUCGAGGUUAUUUAUUUAUUUAUUAUUUUUUUUGAGUACCCCAUCCCAAAAGAAAGAGCUUCCUGUGUUAAAACUGUCAUUGCUUGAGAAGGUCUCAUUGCAUUGGGGAAUGAGCUGGGGCAUUUGAGCUGGUGAUUCCAUGAUCACAGCUCCUGAAACAAGAACCCAGGCACUUUUCCCUAGAGGAACGCGUAGAGUUACCGAACACCACAGGGUACAUAUCCCCAGGCUCUGAUCACUGCUCUGGGCAGGGCCUGGGCAGAGCCAGUCAGUGCAUCCUUUCUUUGCCUGCAAUUCUUGGGUUACAAACAUCAGUUUCAGGGAAUUUCAAGUCAACAACAAGUAGAAUGAAUGAAUAAAUACUUGGUUACCAGCCUAAUAAUGUGAAUUGCUACAGAAUUAUUCUUAUUAUGUAAGACAACAAAAACUUUAUGCAGAUACUUUAGCUAUAAAUUGAUGUAAAAUAUUGAUUUUUUUUAAAGGAAGGGGAGAAGAGUAUCUUGUUCACUUAUUAUGCAAUCAGUAAAUAUUUUUUAAAAAAUGAUACUAUAGGAGAGCUUAGUAAGGAGAGCGCAUGGAGGGGCCAGUUUGGUAUAGUUAGGAGAAAUCAGUCUGGGGUUCCAUCCCAGUAGAGGGAGAGAACGGAGGUGAGAGGGAAUCAGAACGGACUUGGUUGAUUCCUUGGUGACAAGUGCAAUGGGGAUAUGGGUAGAAAUUAUUUUCAGAGCCAAGGGGACUUGAUGGUUAUAAAUAAAGUUGCUUUUAGCGAUGGAAUUUAUAGACAGAUCAUGUUGUUCCGAAAGAUGUGAAUAGGAUCCAUGAUAGCAAGUUGAUUCAGAAUUCUGUAGAUAUUUAGAUAAGCGAGUGUUGAUCAUUUGAUUUCUUAGACUGAGGUUUUAAUUGGAUUUCAUUAUGUCUCCCGGUAGUACACAGAUCAUCGGGAUUAGGAAAUUAGCCAUUUUGGAUUCUGCCUGCCACAAACAGACCUAUUCUAAACAGUGCUAUUAAAUUUUAGACUGUUCAGAUAUUUUAUUUUCUCCUACAACUACUUUUUAUUAUAAUGAACAAUUAAGACCAUUUAAAACACGGGAGUACAAGUAUUUUUUUGAAUUAAAUUAACUUGCAAAAACCAAAUUUGCAGUGGUUGGGUUGUUUCUAGACAGACUUUGGUAUCAAUUUAAAACCAAGAUAAUUUUUAUAUUCUUUCCAAUAGAAUUUCAUGACAACUCCUGCAGUUUUCUUAACCUACAAAAGAAAAAAAGUGCUGCAUUGAUGAACAAAGAAUUCUACAAAACCUACUUUUGUAUCUUUAUUUUGGAAUUUCUUGUUCUAUUAUAAAUAUGGAAGUAUCCCUAUUUCAGAAGACAUAUUUUGUUAAAAAUGAAUUGUACAUAUUUAAAUAUGUAUUUUUGCACAGGUCUUUUUUUCUGAUAUCCUGUUUUGGUACAAUUGAGAUCAUCUAGUAUUUAUUUAUUAAUUAAUAAAAGUAAAUACCUUUUUAUAAUUUGAAGUGGUUCACUGCCAAGCCAAUAGUUCUAGAACCUGCCUCCUUUACAGUUUAAGGGAUGUCUCUGUUCUGUGAAAGUCUUUUUGUCCCUUUUAAUGUCUCGGGAGCGGAUUCAUGCCGAUCAAGUGGGCAUUGCUUCUCUAGUUGCCUGAUUUCCCGAUAGACUACACGUAACGAAGUGACACACUGCUUUUCUUUUGUUUGUGUUUUAUGUGUGAGUGCGAGUGCGCAUGUGUGCCUGUGCGUUUGUGUGUGCACACUCUGAGCACAUGUGUGUUCAUGUGUGAUGUGGUUUAAAACUAACGGGAAAAACUGAAAGUGCCUGAACCUAGUUUUAAGCUUCGACAGAUUCUUGAAAAAGACUUGAAUGUUCAGUUCAACUUUUGGAGUUUGCUUUUUCCACCUAAAUAUUGUUUCCGAAAUCUUAGGGGAGGAGUUGAAAACCACCAAUGCUGGUAAUUUUUAUAAGGUAUUUUAAAAUUAAGGCCUUUUGGUUCACAGUAAUUCAACUGGUGAUGGAUUGCCUGGUGGCACCAAGGGUUACAAAUCUUUUUUGUCAGCCAGCAACUUACACAAUAUGUCCGUUUUUGUUAUUCACUCAUGAAAUACAGAGUUUAAAAUAGAAUAUUUAAAAAAUUUUAUAUUCCAAAAAUAUAAUACAAAGUACCUCUGAGAACAUUGAAAAAUGUAUAAUUUGAAAAAAAAUGUAACUUAUAAAGGCAGCUGUCUUCCUGCAAGAGUUCUGUUGCCAAGGAAUUCUUACUAUCUCUCUGUCCGGGGAGCGGGGUGGGUGGGGGCUUUGGAAAAUGAUUGUUGAAAGUUUCAUUGUUUAGCAGAAAAUAAUCAUUUUUACAUUUUGUGCAAAACAUUCUACAUUUUCUGAUCAUUUAAAUGAGCACUACAUACUGUCAGUGUGAAUGUAGGGCCUUGAAAAGCAUUUUGCUGUUUCUUUGAGCUUGGUUAUAAAAGCAAUCUCCUGUGUUAAAAUGUGUGAAUAGUUUGAUAAUUUGUACACGUAAUCAAGAGCAUCUCAGCUGGACUUUGUGUUGGCUGCUGUAUAGAACAUGAACAAAUGUCAAGGGAUAGAAAAUGACUUUGGAUAUUUAAAAGAGAAGAAAUAUAUAGUCUAUUUGUUUUGUAACAAGUUUCUGUAAAUAAAAUAAUUUAUACUAUUUAUAAGAAAAGUUGUGCUUUGCUUUAUGAGAAAUUAGUUUGUGGAACAAACAUGUUACUAAAUGGGCAAUAAAAUUAGGACUUCUCAAUAAAUAAGGUUGGCUGCAUGAAA